UGUCCCUGCGUUGUCUUUUUAUUGUACUUGCACCUUCUUCUCUUUCCCCUCUCGCUCUCUCUCUCUCUCUCUCUCUCGCAUCGCUCAUCAAUGGCUUCUUCAAGCUCCGGAAACUCAAUUCCUGCUCCAGAGGCAGUCCGGGUUCUAGUUUCGUCUCUGGCUGAUGAAUCUCCCAUGGUCAGAGCAGCUUCCAUGGCUUCUCUCAAGGACAUCGCUCUCCUGAACCCACUUCUAGUUCUUGAUUGUUGCUCUACUGUUUCUCGAGGAGGUCGUCGGCGUUUUGGGAAUAUGGCUGGUGUUUUUCAAGUAAUGGCUGUCGCAAUCCGUGCCUUGGAUAAAGAAGAUGCUGAUCCUCCUGACAUGGCAAAGCUCGCCAAGAUUGCCACUGCUGAGAUGAUCUCCUCCAAGGAACUUAAUGCUGACUGGCAAAGGGCUGCAGCAGGUGUACUUGUUGCAAUAGGCUCACAUCUGCCAGACCUGAUGAUGGAAGAAUUGUUUCUUCAUCUAUCCGGACAAAAUUCAGCUCUUCCAUCUAUGGUUCAAGUGCUUGCAGACUUUGCUUCUGCUGAUGCAUUGCAGUUUGCUCCACGCCUGAAAGGUGUACUUUCACGGAUUCUUCCAAUUCUUGGAAAUGUUAGAGAUGCCCACCGGCCAAUUUUUGCAAAUGCCUUUAAGUGUUGGUGUCAGGCUUGUUGGCAGUAUGGUGUGGAUUUCCCUUUGUCUUCACUUCUUGACAGUGAUGUCAUGUCAUUUUUGAAUUCUGCUUUUGAGCUUUUAUUGAGAGUUUGGGCAACUUCACGGGAUCUAAAGGUACGCCUAUCUACUGUGGAGGCAUUGGGUGAGAUGGUUGGUCUAAUAACUCGAACACAAUUGAAGUUGGCUUUACCAAGACUUGUUCCCACUAUAUUGGAACUGUAUAAGAAAGAUUUUGAUGUUGCCUUUGUGGCAACAUGUAGUCUCCACAAUCUCCUAAAUGCCUCUUUACUGUCUGAAAGUGGUCCUCCUUUGCUUGAUUUUGAGGACCUGACAGUUGUUUUGUCAACACUUCUUCCAGUGGUUUGCAUUAAUAAUGACAGCAAAGAUGUUUCAGAUUUCUCAGUGGGAUUGAAGACCUACAAUGAAGUUCAGCAUUGCUUUAUGACAGUUGGCUUGGUAUACCCUGAGGAUUUGUUCAUGUUCCUCCUGAAUAAAUGCAGGUUGAAGGAAGAAUCUUUGACUUUUGGUGCACUUUGUGUCUUAAAGCAUCUACUGCCAAGGUUGUCUGAAGCUUGGCAUAGUAAAAGGCCUGCACUUGUUGAAGCUGUAAAGUUGUUGCUAGAUGAGCAAAGUUUGGGGGUUCGUAAAGCGCUUUCGGAGUUGAUUAUGGUUAUGGCUUCACAUUGUUAUUUGGUUGGUCCAUCUGGGGAGUUGUUUGUUGAAUUUCUUGUACGCCAUUGUGCUAUAUCAGAUAAGCAGAAAAAUAAUCUCGAAAGCUCGAAGGAAGCCUUUAGGUCAACUGGUGUCUAUUAUGCUUUCCCAUACAGGAGAUAUGAGGGUAAGAUUGGGGCGGUUUGUCUGACAGAAUUACGAGAAAUCUGUGAAAAAGGUCUACUUUUAGUGACCAUUACCAUUCCUGAAAUGGAGCAUAUCCUCUGGCCUUUUUUGCUGAAGAUGAUCAUUCCACAGGCUUACACUGGUGCAGUUGCCACGGUUUGCAGAUGCAUCUCAGAAUUGUGUAGACAUAGAUCUUCUUAUAGUAAUUCAAUGCUUACUGAGUGUAAAGAUCGAGCUGAUAUUCCAAAUCCUGAGGAACUUUUUGCCCGCUUGGUGGUGCUUCUGCAUGAUCCUCUUGCUAGGGAGCAGCAGGCCACUCAUAUUUUGACUGUUCUAUGCUAUCUGGCACCUCUCUUCCCAAAAAAUAUCAACUUGUUUUGGCAAGAUGAGAUUCCAAAAAUGAAAGCCUAUGUGAGUGACACGGAAGACCUAAAGCAGGAUCCUUCAUAUCAAGAAACUUGGGAUGACAUGAUAAUCAAUUUUCUUGCAGAAUCUUUGGAUGUGAUUCAAGAUAAUGAUUGGGUGAUUUCUUUGGGAAAUGCUUUUUCCAAACAAUAUGAACUUUAUAAGCCUGAUGACGAGCAUACUGGGCUACUUCACCGGAGUCUUGGCAUGCUUCUUCAGAAGGUUGAUGACAGGUCGUAUGUUCGUAACAAGAUUGAUUGGAUGUAUGAACAAGCUAAUAUUGCAUUCCCGAGUAAUAGGCUUGGUUUCGCAAAAGCCAUGGGAUUGGUUGCAGCAUCCCAAUUGGAUACUGUUUUGGACAAACUGAAAGACAUUCUUGAUAAUGUUGGGCAAAGUGUCUUUCAGAGAUUUCUGUCUUUUUUCUCUGAUAAAGCUAGGAUGGAUGAUUCUGAUGAUAUACAUGCUGCUUUGGCCCUAAUGUACGGGUAUGCAGCAAGAUAUGCUCCAUCAACUGUUAUUGAAGCUAGAAUAGAUGCUCUUGUGGGUACAAAUAUGCUUUCACGGCUUCUUCAUGUGCGCCAUCCUACAGCAAAGCAGGCUGUUAUUACUGCGAUUGAUUUGCUAGGUUGUGCUGUCAUUAAUGCUGCGGAAAGUGGUAUAACAUUCCCAUUGAAAAGAAGGGACCAAUUGCUUGAUUAUACAUUAACGUUGAUGGGCUGUGAUGAUGAUGAGGGUUUUGCUGAUUCUAGCCUUGAACUUCUGCGCACUCAGGCCCUUGCAUUGAGUGCCUGUACAACUUUGGUUUCUGUAGAGCCCAAACUGACAAUUGAAACAAGAAAUCAUGUUAUGAGGGCGACCUUGGGAUUUUUUGCUUUGCCAAUUGAUCCAGCAGAUGUUGUCAAUCCCCUUAUAGACAAUCUCAUCACACUCUUAUGUGCUAUUCUUCUCACGAGUGGUGAGGAUGGAAGAAGCCGAGCAGAGCAGCUUUUGCAUAUUCUUAGACAGAUUGAUCAAUAUGUUUCGUCGCCUGUGGAGUGUCACAGAAUAAGAGGAUGUCGUGCAGUGCAUGAGAUGCUUCUAAAGUUUCGGACCCUUUGUUCCAGUGGAUAUUGUACACUUGGCUGCCAUGGAAGUUGCACACACAGCAAGCAAUUCGACCACGCUUUGAAUCGCAAUUUUUCCAACUUACCAUCCGUAUAUGUAUUGCCAAGUCGUGAUGCCUUGUGUGUCGGGGAUAGGCUCAUAGUUUAUCUUCCAAGAUGUGCAGAUACAAAUUCUGAAGUUAGAAAACUUUCGGCUCAGAUUCUUGAUCUAUUCUUCAGCAUAUCUCUUUCAUUACCAAGGCCUGUAUCAUCUAGUUCUGGAGUAAAUAUAGAAUUGUCGUAUAAUGCUUUGUCCUCCCUUGAGGAUGUUAUUGCUAUCUUGAGGCGGGAUGCUUCUAUAGAUCCAUCAGAGGUUUUCAACAGGGUUGUUUCCUCUGUUUGUAUUUUAUUGACGAAGGAUGAGCUUGUAACUACACUGCAUGGUUGCUCAGUAGCUAUAUGUGACAAGGUCAAGCAGUCAGCAGAAGGUGCUAUCCAAGCAGUCAUUGAGUUUUUUACCAAACGGGGGAAUGAGCUAAAAGAAACUGAUAUAUCAAGGACAACUCAAUCUUUGAUCUCUGCUACAGUCCAUGUAACUGAGAAAUAUUUACGUCAGGAAACACUUGGUGCUAUUUGUUCCCUGGCCGAGAACACUAGUUCGAAAAUUGUCUUCAAUGAAGUAUUGGCUGCAGCGGGAAGGGAUAUAGUUUCAAAGGAUAUAUCUAGACUACAUGGUGGAUGGCCAAUGCAGGAUGCAUUCUAUGCAUUUUCUCAGCAUACAGUACUUUCAUUCUCGUUCCUGGAGCAUGUAAUAUAUGUCCUUAACCAGAUGCCUAUACUUAAAGGUGAUUUGGAGAAAGGAGACAGUUCUAAUCAUAACACUAAUGGUCACAUAGACAAAGACAUCCUGCAGGCUGCUAUUUUUGCUCUCACUGCCUUCUUCAGAGGUGGUGGUAAAGUAGGAAAAAAGGCUGUUGAACAAAGUUAUUCUUCUGUUUUAGCAGAACUUUUACUCCAGCUGGGAAGCUGUCAUGGUUUAGCUAGUUCUGGUCAACAAGAACCAUUACGGGCCCUUCUAAUUGCAUUUCAAGCAUUCUGUGAAUGUGUUGGUGAUCUUGAAAUGGGAAAGAUUUUGGCUAGAGACAGAGGGCAAAAUGAAAACGAGAAGUGGAUCAAUCUUAUUGGAGAUUUAGCCGGGUGUAUUUCUAUAAAAAGACCAAAAGAGGUUCCAGCCAUAUGUUUAAUUUUAAGUAAAUCCUUAAACCGACCCCAAAGUUUUCAAAGGGAAGCUGCAGCUGCAGCAGUGUCUGAGUUUGUCCGCUACAGUGAUGGUUUUGGUUCCUUGUUGGAACAGAUGGUUGAAGCAUUCUGCCGGCAUGUAUCUGAUGAUUCUCCUACUGUUAGACGACUAUGUCUAAGGGGACUUGUUCAGAUACCAUCCAUCCAUAUACUCCGGUACACUCCUGAAGUUCUUGGAGUGAUAUUAGCUUUGCUUGAUGAUUCAGAUGAAUCAGUUCAAUUGACUGCUGUGUCAUGCUUGCUAAUGGUUCUUGAGUCAUCACCCAAUGAUGCUGUUGAACCCAUUUUACUUAACCUUUCAGUCCGGCUUCGGAAUCUUCAAAUAUGCAUGAACACGAAGAUACGAGCCAAUGCCUAUGCAGCAUUUGGAGCUCUAAGCAACUAUGGAGCAGUUGGGCCGCAACGUGAGGCUUUUCUUGAGCAGGUACAUGCUGCCCUGCCACGCUUGGUUUUGCAUCUUCAAGAUGAUGAUCUCAGUGUCCGGCAGGCUUGCCGGAACACCUUCAAAAAGAUUGCCCCAAUAAUGGAAUUGGAAGGACUGUUUACCCUCUCCAACACACAUUGUUUUAACUCAGACCACCGAAGUGACUAUGAAGACUUUGUCAGAGAUCUAACAAGGCAGUUAAUUCAACAUCUAGCUUCCAGGAUUGAUACUUACAUGGCAUCAAUUAUACAGGCAUAUGAUGCUCCUUGGACGGUUAUUCAAGCGAAUGCCAUUUACUUCUCAAGCUGCAUGAUUUGUCUCUCAGAUGAUCAACGCAUCUCAGCUCUAUAUUUUUCUCAGAUGUUUAUUUUGUUGGUGGGCAAAAUGAGUCGGUCUGCUGAUGCAAUCGUUAGAGCAACUUGCUCCUCAGCACUAGGCUUGCUCCUCAAAUCCACCCUUUCACUCUCAUGGAGAACUGCUCGGCUUGACUGAGUGGACUCGAUUAGGAGGUGCCAUGAUGCAGAAUCUAAUAAGUAGUGAUUUUUGAACUCAAGGAUGAAAAUGCCAUUUCACUGGAAGGUUUGGGCAAUGACUCUCCGUGAUGAAAUGUAUAGCAAGAGCUUGAUCUGGUUGCGUUGUUAUGUGAAAGGGAAAAUAAACUCCUUAAAUUACAAGAUAUGAAGCGAGUCGACAGAGUAAAAUGGGUUGGGAAGCUCUGUAACUGUGUUGUUUGUAUAAUGUACAGUUGCCGAUGAAUAUCACUAUAUAGUGGAUUGGGGCUGUAGUCAUUUGUAUAUUAGUUAGAGUUAAUUGUUGAGGCUUGCUUUGUAAAUUUAUGUCUUAUGUCAUUUGUAGUUUUACAUAAAAGACCUCGUACGGAAUUUGUGGUGGUGUAUGUUGUAAACUAAAGUUUCGAUAAGGGAUGCGCAGCUUCCUCUGAGUGGACGAGCGUCGAUAGUUCGAAAGUUAAUGAAAUAAAUUUUAUUUUGAGUUGCACUAA
This is a messenger RNA of Camellia sinensis, 5743 nucleotides long. RefSeq names its product ARM repeat superfamily protein. Lineage: Eukaryota; Viridiplantae; Streptophyta; Magnoliopsida; Ericales; Theaceae. The record is from RefSeq and is a predicted model, not a curated record. Gene Ontology annotation, cellular component: cytoplasm.